UCAAUUAUGUACAUACUUUGCUUUAUAUUCACAUCACCUCCCAUCAUAGUCAACAUUUUACUUACAUGUAUUUUAAUUGGUAAUGAUAAUCCAUCAGAAACCUAAAUGUGAAGGAGCCAUAAGACAAUUACCUAAUACGUAUGUAUGUAUCGUGACCGUAUAGCUAAAUUAAUCAUUUCAUGAAAUGUUCGGCCAUAUUGCAUAUACGUUUUUUUAAUCAAACUUUAGAGUGUGAAAUUUUUCUAUUUGGAGCUUAAAUGAGAAUUUUAGUUAAACAUUCCUUUUAUCUUUCAAGAAGGUUCCCAUAAAAUUAAUAACUAAGCAGAAAGUAUCUACUUACUGGCUGAAAAUUUUCUAUCAAGACUUGUCAUAAAAAUUCUAUUAAUGAAAAUAGAACAUAAAAUUCUCGCAGUAAAAUAAUAUUCACCAUGGGCAAGAAUAUUUUAAUGGAUUUUUUAAUUUGUGUUCUUUUGUUGUUUAAUAUUUUACAAAUUUGCGCAAGCCAAGUGGACAAAAAAAGCGCCGAUUACAAUGAGCCUCUGGAUGAUUCUGCCAUGAAUGGAAUGGACAUCGCAGACCAGGAUAUGAGUACGAAUAAUAACGUCUCAAUGUGUGUGAGAAGACAAAAUACUCUGAUGCAUGAAAUCCAGACGGCUAGCCCGAAACAAUUCCCAUUUGUCGUAGCACUUAUGUCUCAAAGGAAUGAAUAUGUUUGCGCAGGAUCUAUUGUUGCGAAUGGCAUAAUUCUCACAUCCGGUCACUGCGCUCAAUUGGCGAGCUAUGCUCUGGUAAAUACAACUUCUGAUAAAAAGGACGAAGCUACUAUACAGUUGCACGUGAUAAAAACUGAAAAUUUCCCAACCUAUACUGGGCCAGAUGCCGCUAAAAAUGUUGGAAUCCUAUUUACUGAAAAACACAAUAAUACUAUAGCUUCAAAAAUUCGCCUGAGCAAUGUUACAGAUGGAAAGAAUUUAAAUGAAAUGGAAGCUAUAGGAUUUGGGUUAAACACUGAGGUUGGACAGCCAAAAACCUUGCAGGUUAUAGGAGUAGAACAAAGGUCAACUAGUGGCGAUGUAUUAAUGGGUUUCAUUGAUUGCAUUGAAACCAAAGUGCCAACAUGUUUCAAAGAUUUAGGAGGGCCUGUAAUUUUUGAUAGUGAACUUAUUGGAGUGGUAACUAAAGGACAAAAUGAAUGCACUAAAGAAAUGACCACAUCAUACGCAAUAAACAAGCACAUUGUUGACGUUCUACCAAUCUAUACUUUCAAAGCAUGGCUUGACGACCAAAUUCUUAAAAACCAAGAGCAGGUUAAAGAACCUCUAGAAAUAUAUCCCUCGAAGCCGAUAUUCCGCGAAGCAGUACACGUGAUGACAAGUUCUGGAAAUGGAUUUAAAAUUAGCUUGUCGUUAUUUAUUAUUCAAAUUUUAUACAAAUUACUGUUGAUUUAUUAGUUAUGAUAAUGGAAUUUUAUUUAAAUUUUGAGUAAAAGGAUGUCAAUUUGAAUUAUGCAAAUAAAGCUACAUAACUGAAA
Messenger RNA from Pieris napi, 1531 nucleotides. RefSeq names its product lectizyme-like. The record is from RefSeq and is a predicted model, not a curated record. Lineage: Eukaryota; Metazoa; Arthropoda; Insecta; Lepidoptera; Pieridae. The transcript is spliced from 2 exons. The coding region runs from base 429 to 1451 and encodes 340 amino acids. Gene Ontology annotation, biological process: proteolysis. Gene Ontology annotation, molecular function: serine-type endopeptidase activity.